AUGUCACCUCGUACAAAUUCACCUCCACCUUCGUCUUACGGUUUGGACGAUAAUAUCGAGUACGCAGAAUAUAAUCCCGGUUCUUCUUAUUGUCCGUCAACGCCGGCAGGAGGACAGUCUUCGAAUAUAAAUAACCAAUUUUAUUCAACACAAUGUCCAGUAUCACCGCAUUCCACUCCAUCUUUGAGUAGAAGCGGCAUUACAGAUGCUACGGCUACUCGAGCUCGAGCUCGAAAUGGCUCACGUAAGGCCAAGAACAAUAGUGCAGGACUCUCCGCACUUUUACCUCGAACCCUAAACUUGCCACGCAAAAUACUUUCUUCUUCCGCAGUACAAUUCUUUACUCUAAUUGUGAUAUAUUCAUUUUGCAUAACAACCAUUUGUUUUAUAUUCUGCGCUUCAUAUUUCCUUACUCUCUAUGAUGACACCCGGAGGAUGCUCCGAAAUUCACGCGCUUGGGCCAAAGUAAAAAGUGGUGUAAGAGAAAAGAUCUCUAUGUUAGGUGAUGAUUGGGAUGAAUUUCUGCAAAACUACUUCGAUCAAACUUGUGAUGCGAACAAGAAUAGUCACCUUGGCGGUGCGAACAUGAAUAAUCAUGGACAGACUUCCUCCGAAGGAGGGCAAGAUGAAUGGGAAGAAUGGUUAAAGUGUACAAUGUUUAAAUUUAUUACUGUGGUCGCAGGACAAGACGCCACAAUUAAAUUCCAACAAUCAGCUGCUUCAUUCCAAUCUACAUUUUUUGCUCGUCCAACAACAGCAGCUAGUGAUGGCGGAAAAAGAUGA
This is a messenger RNA of Cetraspora pellucida, 783 nucleotides long. NCBI's taxonomy places the organism in Eukaryota, Fungi, Glomeromycota, Glomeromycetes, Diversisporales, Gigasporaceae. The record is from the annotation of a GenBank genome assembly.